This is a messenger RNA of Temnothorax curvispinosus, 800 nucleotides long. RefSeq lists its product as uncharacterized. The record is from RefSeq and is a predicted model, not a curated record. NCBI's taxonomy places the organism in Eukaryota, Metazoa, Arthropoda, Insecta, Hymenoptera, Formicidae. The annotation marks the transcript as partial. The transcript has 2 exons.
UUCUCUCGUGUUCGCGCCCAUUGCGUCAUUCUUUAUUCUUGUGCCGAGAUAGUCACAUCGCCAUUAGUAAAAUGGGAAAAAGAAAAUACAGGAGAUCAGAUUCGGACGAUGAAUCUAAGGAAAAUAGGAUAACUAAAAAGAUGAAACGCCUGUCGAGAGAUCUUAAAAAGCUUGAGGAUCGAAUACGGAAGAGACGGGCACGAGACCGUGAUUCGAGAUUAGAGGAUGGUGAUCAUAAACGGCAGAAAUCAUCCAGUGGCAGAGACAGGAGAAAUCUGUCACAAAGCCCUUCACGAACUCCACCCGAUUCUCCAUUUAUCCCGUCGGAUGAUGAUCAACGAUCGCCCUCGAUUGACGAGGGGCUCACUGUGGAUACAAUAGAAGUUGCGUUGGGCGGCGAGGUCGCAUCGACCUCGAAUCAUUCUCAUGAUCCGCCCGUUGGUACUUCCACAGCACCGGCAGAGGCUUCUAUUGAACAUCAACCGACAGUAAAACCAGGAGGAGAUUCAUCUUCUUUAAAUGCCCAAAAAACUGAGGCUUCUGGGCAAGAGAAUGAACUCAUUAUUGAAGACCUGGAUGAGGAAAUUUUGGAUGUAAUCGGCAAACGAGUUGCAGAAGACAGAGUGCUGGCCCCAGCUAUUCCUAAAAGUAUCGCUGUUCGGCUGGAAGACAUUUUGAAGAAAGGUCUUCCAAAGGAGGAAAGAGAAAAGCUAAUCAAGGAACAUGCACCACCAAAAAAUUGCGUCUUGAUUGAUCCUCCUAAACUAAAUGAAGAGGUUAAAGUUUCUAUAGCGGAACCA